AGGAAGUGGGGGAAGGGUUCAUGGAGAGCUUCACCACGCCUCGUUCUUCCUUCAGGCUGAGACGCCAAGCCAAAAGCUGAUCCCAGCAGCUAAACUCAGCAGAGAUUCCGACAGCUUUGCUAGCAGCUGCCUGAUUCCUCUCCAAAUAGGCCUCCUUGCCCAGCACUCCCUAUCACUGCCUAUUCACAAUGGCCAGGAAUCACCUAGUACAGAAAGCCAAGCUAGCUGAACAGGCUGAGCGUUAUGAGGAUAUGGCUGAUUUCAUGAAGGCAGUAGUAGAGGAUGGAGCCGAACUCUCUAAUGAAGAACGCAAUCUGCUCUCGGUUGCCUACAAGAAUGUAGUCGGCUGUCAGAGAUCGGCAUGGCGGGUUGUCUCCAGCAUUGAGCACAAGACGGAGGAAGGAGAUGACAAAGCUCAGCUGGUCAAUGAAUAUCGGGAGAAGAUCGAGAAAGAGCUGAAGAACGUUUGCAAUGUGGUCUUGGGGCUCUUAGACAAGCAUCUCAUUCAGAAAGCUAGCGACCCAGAAAGCAAAGUGUUCUAUUUAAAAAUGAAAGGCGACUACUUCCGUUACCUGGCUGAGGUGGCUGCUGGGGAUGAUCGAAAGCAGAUAAUUGACAAUGCCCGAAAAGCUUACCAAGAGGCAAUGGACAUCAGCAAGAAGGAGAUGCAACCCACAAAUCCUAUCCGCCUGGGCCUUGCUCUUAACUUCUCCGUGUUCCAUUAUGAAAUUGCCAAUGCUCCAGAAGAGGCAAUCAAGCUGGCCAAGACGACCUUCGAUGAAGCCAUGGGUGACCUCCACACGCUCAGUGAAGAUUCCUACAAAGACAGCACUCUCAUCAUGCAACUUCUCAGGGACAAUCUCACAUUAUGGACAGCGGAGUGCUCAGGAGAAGAAGGCGGAGAAGCGGGUGAAGAGCCAAAGAACUGAACUUUUUAGACAAUAGAAUGAUGGUAACUCCACAUCUCCCUUCCACUUUUGUUCUUUUUUCCAACACAUGGUAUUUUUUUAUAAGACGCAUCUCCAGUUCCUGAAAGUUUCAACGGGAUUUUGACAGCAAAAGGGGAUGGAUUCAUAAAUGACUUAAGCAUUUAUCCACUUGUCCUCAUGUGACAGCUUUGGGAUUACCUUGGUCCUUGGGCCCCAUUCUUCCUGGUAUGUGACAUCUGCUAGACUCACCGCAGCCUGGAACUCCUUGCUUGGGUUUUUUUUCAUAAACUCUUGUGUUUGGUACAGCAC
This is a messenger RNA of Notechis scutatus (mainland tiger snake), 1238 nucleotides long. RefSeq names its product stratifin (gene SFN). The record is from RefSeq and is a predicted model, not a curated record. NCBI's taxonomy places the organism in Eukaryota, Metazoa, Chordata, Lepidosauria, Squamata, Elapidae.